Molecule: messenger RNA, 745 nt
Organism: Magnolia sinica
Lineage: Eukaryota; Viridiplantae; Streptophyta; Magnoliopsida; Magnoliales; Magnoliaceae
Exons: 4
Coding region: 170-487 (105 amino acids)
Biological process (GO): DNA-templated transcription
Cellular component (GO): RNA polymerase I complex; RNA polymerase III complex
Molecular function (GO): DNA binding; DNA-directed RNA polymerase activity; protein dimerization activity
Source: RefSeq, a predicted model, not a curated record
CAAAUAAGGGUCAGGGCUUACCAUACUAUAACAGAGAGAGAAGGAGACGCCGAGAGAGAGAGAGGGAAGGAGACGCUGAGACAGGGAGAAGGAGACGCUGAGAGAGAGGGAACGAGACGCUGAGAGAGGGAGAAGGAGACGUCGGGUUAGAGCAGGAAUAUCUUCUUCAAUGGAGCACGGAUCCCUCACAGAUCUACGAUCGUCAACAUUUUCUUUAACUGAUGAGGAUCACACCCUUGCUAACUCUGUUAGAUUUACCUUGAAUCAGGAUCCAAGGGUCGAAUUUUGUGGGUACAGCAUCCCUCAUCCAUCAGAUAGCCGGGUUAACAUUCGAGUCCAGACUACUGGUGAUCCAGCGAAGGAUGUAUUCAAGGAUGCACUCCAGGACUUGAUGUUGAUGUGCCAGCAUGUGAGGAGCACCUUUGACAAGGCAGUUGUUGAUUUCAGAGUGAGCGAACCUGUUAAGGAAAUGAACAUCGACCCCUAAAAAGAAAAUGCAGGUGCUGCUAUAUAAUAGGUAUAAGAUUUUUUUUUUUUUUUGACACAUGAAUGAUUGGGGUUAUAGGUUUUUGAAGAUAGCCUGUCCCACUUCCACCCUGUCAUCUGAUCACAACAAUAGCUUACCGGAUCCAUAUUUUAUCCGAUUGCAGUAUAUUUUAUUUGUGAUGACAGUAGCAACGGUACCAGCAUCUUUUUUAGUCCAUUCAGCUUAGUGUUGAACCUUGCUAUCCAUAUGCUUUCUAUC